AGGCGGGACUUAUUCAUUCACUUUCAAUUUCGGUCGGGUGAAUAUGGAGUUGCUGUUUGGCUAAAAAAGACGAUUAAAUAUAAGAUCAAAACGAUUCUAAUCAUACCGCUAGUCUAUAUACGUUUUAGUUCAACGUCGACGGUGCGUCUUUUGUGCGUAAGCAUGCUGGGGGAGAAUGAGCCCGAGUGGUUGUCCGAGGAGGUGAAAACUGGAACCACUAUCCUUGCCAUAGAGUUUGACGGAGGGGUUGUGCUGGGGUCUGAUUCACGAGUCUCUGCAGGGGCUUCAGUGGUAAACAGGGUAAUGAACAAACUUUCUCUACUCCAUGACAAAAUCUACUGCGCGCUUUCAGGCUCUGCUGCUGAUGCUCAGACCAUUGCAGAGGUGGUCAACUAUCAGCUGGAUGUCCACAGUAUGGAAAUUGGAGAAGACCCCCAAGUUCGCUCCGCUGCCACUUUGGUCAGAAACAUCUCAUACAAAUAUAAAGAGGAGCUAUCGGCACAUCUGAUAGUGGCUGGAUGGGACAGGAGAAAAGGAGGACAAGUUUAUGCAACACUAAAUGGACUCUUGAGUCGUCAGCCCUUUGCAGUUGGAGGCUCUGGGAGUUCGUAUGUGUAUGGAUUUGUGGAUGCAGAAUAUCGAAGAGGCAUGAGCAAAGAGGAGUGUCAAAAGUUUGUUCGUCAACAGUGAGUAUCAUUGUGGUAUUCAAUAACAGGUUUAACAUUGUGUAACUCAGGUAUGGACACAAGAAUGGAUCACAUGUUUCCUUAUAUUGAUAGGACAUUCUUAAAAUUCACAUUUAUUGUUUAUUAAGAAUAAAUAAAUUGGCUUUCAAUAAAGGUGAAAUAAAGGCAGCUUUCCAGAUUGUGGGCAUGCCACCUGCUUUCCUUGCCUGUAAUGUUCCAUACUAUGGCAUUAAACAUAUCCAUCUCCAACAAGAGACAAGUGGGCAGCUAUAGAGGCAAACAGAGGGAUAAUAUUGUGUUUGGGCAUCUAUCAGAUGUUGAGCUAGACAGCUGCAUGAUCUGAUGAUAUACUCUCAUACUUUUUGUUUUUACAGCCCUGUCUUUGGCGAUGAACAGAGAUGGCUCAAGUGGAGGUGUGGCUUAUCUUGUCACAAUUGAUGAACACUGCACAGAAGAGAAAGUAAUUCUGGGAAAUGACUUACCCACAUUUUAUGAUCAGUGAGACAACCUGAAAUAUGUUAAAAUACAAUCAAUAAAAUGCAUUUUCAGUACAA
Messenger RNA from Boleophthalmus pectinirostris (great blue-spotted mudskipper), 1240 nucleotides. It is a transcript of the gene psmb9a, whose product is annotated as proteasome 20S subunit beta 9a. Gene Ontology annotation, molecular function: threonine-type endopeptidase activity. Gene Ontology annotation, cellular component: proteasome core complex. Lineage: Eukaryota; Metazoa; Chordata; Actinopteri; Gobiiformes; Gobiidae. The coding region runs from base 163 to 690 and encodes 175 amino acids. The record is from RefSeq and is a predicted model, not a curated record. The transcript is spliced from 5 exons.